GUAUAUGUGUGUGUGUGUGUGUUUGUAUUUGUGUGUAUAUGUGUGUGCGUGUAUGUGUCAAUGUAUAUGUGUGUGUGUGUGUACGUGUGUGUAUAUGUGUGUUUGUAUAUGUGUGUGUGUGUAUGUAUGUAUGUGUGUGUGUAUGUGUGUGUGUGUUUGUGUAGGCCUUUCCGUCCGUCUCUCUCCUCCUUCUCGAGGGUCAGCUCUUCUCUGCGGCCAGUCCAGGAGCUUUCUUUGCUAGGCGACCAACUUUUGGCUGAUGUCACGCUGGUUGGUGGUAACGACAGUGGAAUCUUUGUGUCGUCUGUCCAAUCAGAGUCUGGCGCUGAGAAGGCGGGGCUACGGGAGGGCCACCACCUCCUUUUGCUGGAGGGCUGUAUCCGCGGGGAGAACCAGAGCAUCUCGUUGGACACCUGCACCCAGGAGGAAGCCCAUUGGACGAUGCAACGUUGCUCUGGACCAAUCCAACUGCACUACCGUGCCAACUAUGAUGGGUACCGGAGGCUGCAGAGGGAUCUAUCGGAGGGAACGGUGACGUCAGGAGACUCAUUCUACAUCAGAAUCAACCUCAACAUCUCUGGCCAAUCAGACACCUGCUCCCUGAGCGUGCUUUGUGAUGAGGUGGUCCAUGUCCUGGACACGAUGCACCAGGGGAAGUGGGAGUGGCUUUGCUCCCGGGUCGAGGCCUACUCUGGAACCGACCUAUCGGAAAAAGGCACCAUCCCCUCUUACUCACGGGCCCAGCAGCUUCUCCUGGUAAAGAUGCAGAAGCUGGUGUGUCGAGGAGGAAGAGAGGAGAAUGACAGCCUGCGCAACUUCAAGAACAGCUUACAGCCUGAAGAGUCCAGCCUGUCCUCAGACCCCAAAUCCAGUCCUCGCAUGUCCAGAGCUAGCGUCUUCAUCACACAGAUACUACAGUUUGUCAGCAGGGUGGAUAAUAAGUAUAAGCGUACGAACAGCAGUGAGCGUGUUCGCAUUGUGAGCUCAGGAAACCCAACGCUGCCCAGACCAGGCUUCGAAACCCUGAGACAGGAUGACUGUGCAGACCCAUACAGUGAUGUGAGUAGGAGUGUGAACCUGGUUCCGUACAGCCUGGUCUCCCCUCAGCGGGUCCAGAGGAAGAGGCCGGUUCUGAUCAGUCCAAACAGUCUGGCCCGGACCAUUAUACAGAAGAUACUCAACAUGGGUGGAGCCAUGGACUUCAACAUCUGCAAACCAGAUGUCCUAACUAAAGAAGAGUUCUUAAUGAGACAGAGGAUUGAACCCAUCAUCUCCUCCAGAGAGAAGAACACCAACACCUACGAGGUUGUCUCUCCUGAGAACAUAGAGGCUGUUGCUGCAAAGGGUAAACACUGUUUGAUGGAGGCUGACGUGAGCUGUGUUAAAGACCUUUUGAGGAGAGAGAUCUACCCAAUCAUCAUCCACAUCAAGAUCUGUGACAAGAACAUCAGGAAGCUAAGGAAGCUGCCCCUUCGUGUGGACAGUGAGGAGGAGUUUGUCAGAGUGUGUCGGAGCAGAGAGAAAGAGCUGGAGAGUGUUCCGUGUCUCUAUGCGUGUCUGGAGCCUGAGGAAUGGGCUGGGCCUGAUGACCUCAUCAGAGUGGUGAAAGACAGAAUCCAGGAGGAACAGAGGAAGACUGUCUGGGUGGAACAAGACCUGCUGUAACACCCACAGAUUAAUGCAUACACACACACACACACACACGGUGGGCAAGAUGGCAACGCUGGGUUAGAUGCCACAAAAUAGUUGGGAGUCCCCAGUAGGGGCUGCGCACAAUUGGCCCAGCGUCGUCCUGGUUUGGCUGGGGUACGCCGUCAUUGUAAAUAGCAAUUUGUUCUUAACUGACAUGCCCAGUUAAGUAAAGGUUAAAUAAAAUACACAAUUGUUGAGAGGUAAACCGGUAGUCAGCAUUUCAUUAUUAUGUCACAUUGGGUGAACCUGUAGUCAGCAUUUCAUUAUUAUGUCACAUUGGGUGAACCUGUAGUCAGCAUUCCAUUAUUAUGUCACAUUGGGUGAACCUGUAGUCAG
Messenger RNA from Oncorhynchus masou masou (cherry salmon), 2028 nucleotides. RefSeq names its product caspase recruitment domain-containing protein 11-like. The transcript has 11 exons. Gene Ontology annotation, molecular function: protein binding. The coding region runs from base 61 to 1665 and encodes 534 amino acids. Lineage: Eukaryota; Metazoa; Chordata; Actinopteri; Salmoniformes; Salmonidae. The record is from RefSeq and is a predicted model, not a curated record. Gene Ontology annotation, cellular component: plasma membrane. Gene Ontology annotation, biological process: negative regulation of hippo signaling.